ACGGUCGAUCGACUCGUCGAUGGCCCACUUGGCAGGCACAUCGAGACCUACGGGCCUUCUAUAAAAGGCUCACCCUCCCGACCGGGUUUCCUGCUUGCCAUCGAACGUCUAAUCGCCUCACCCACACAGAAAAGGCAAAAGGAAACAAAAACCUCCUAGAACUUCCGGGGAGUUGCCCCAGAGAUUUCCGGCGGAACCUCGCUUCAGGAUGGCACCCACGGCGACGGCGACGGCGGCGGAGCAGAGCCAGCAGCACACCAAGAAGGCGGUCGGUCUGGCGGCGCUCGACGCCUCCGGCCACCUCUCCCCGCUCGCCAUCACCCGAAGGAGCACCGGAGACGACGAUGUCGUGAUAAAGAUUCUGUAUUGCGGGAUCUGCCACUCUGACCUGCACAGCAUCAAGAACGACUGGAAGAACGCCAAGUACCCCAUGAUCCCUGGGCACGAGAUCGCCGGCGAGGUCACCGAGGCCGGCAAGAAUGUGACCAAGUUCAAGGCCGGCGACCGCGUCGGCGUCGGGUGCAUGGUGAACUCAUGCCAGUCCUGCGAGAGCUGCGACAAGGGCUUCGAGAACCACUGCCCGGGCAUGAUCUUCACCUACAACUCGGUCGACCGUGACGGCACCCUCACCUACGGCGGCUACUCCAGUAUGGUGGUGGUGCACGAGCGCUUCGUGGUCCGGUUCCCUGACGCCAUGCCGCUGGACAAGGGCGCGCCCCUGCUGUGCGCCGGCAUCACCGUGUACAGCCCCAUGAAGUAUCACGGGCUGAACGUUCCCGGGAUGCACCUCGGGGUGCUGGGACUGGGCGGGCUGGGCCACGUCGCCGUCAAGUUCGGCAAGGCCUUCGGGAUGAAGGUGACGGUGAUCAGCUCGUCGCCGGGGAAGAAGCAGGAGGCCCUCGAAAGGCUAGGCGCUGACGCGUUUGUUGUCAGCAAGGACGCCGACGAGAUGAAGGCUGCGAUGAGCACCAUGGAUGGCAUCAUAAACACGGUGUCUGCAAACAUCCCGAUGGCCCCUCUCUUCGGCCUACUGAAGCCCAACGGCAAGAUGAUCAUGGUCGGCCUCCCAGAGAAGCCUAUCGAGGUCCCUCCAUUUGCUCUGGUUGCCAGUAAGUUCACCUCUCCGAUCUCGCUCGCAACUGGAAGAAAUCAUGCGAUCGCAGGCAUUUUGCGCGUAACUGAUACCCAUAUUGUGCGCGUGGCUGAAUGUACAGGGAACAAGACCCUGGCCGGGAGCUGCAUCGGCGGCAUGAGGGACACCCAGGAGAUGCUAGACCUCGCGGCCAAGCACGGCGUGACGGCAGACAUCGAGGUGAUCGGCGCGGAGUACGUGAACACGGCCAUGGAGCGCCUUGCCAAGGCCGACGUCAGGUAUCGAUUCGUCAUCGACAUCGCCAACACCCUCGACAAGGCGGCCGCCGCCCCCGCUACAACCGAGUGACCGCCGACGUUACUCUCAGCACUGCUCACGGUCUACGUUGGUCUCUGGUUCUCUGCGAUUAUCACAUACUUUAUCUGUAGUAGUAACAAUGAACAGUCUAAAAUUAUUGUAAGUGAUGUAUGCAUGCAUGGUGCUAUGUUGUUCGUGAGAAAACUGAGUUGGGUGAUGGAUGACAAGGUUGGCUUCUUGCCGUGAUAAUGGACUGCCUGCUUAGCUUCGUGCGCCGAGGAGGCUAUCUGUACCUCGUGGCCACAAUAAUUACUCCAUCCAUUCCACGUCAAAAUAUAGGAAUUUUGUUCCAUUAA
Molecule: messenger RNA, 1746 nt
Organism: Triticum aestivum (bread wheat)
Lineage: Eukaryota; Viridiplantae; Streptophyta; Magnoliopsida; Poales; Poaceae
Product: probable cinnamyl alcohol dehydrogenase 5
Exons: 3
Coding region: 209-1441 (410 amino acids)
Molecular function (GO): zinc ion binding; oxidoreductase activity, acting on the CH-OH group of donors, NAD or NADP as acceptor
Source: RefSeq, a predicted model, not a curated record